Messenger RNA from Drosophila gunungcola (fruit fly), 599 nucleotides. RefSeq lists its product as uncharacterized. The record is from RefSeq and is a predicted model, not a curated record. Lineage: Eukaryota; Metazoa; Arthropoda; Insecta; Diptera; Drosophilidae.
GGUAUAAAUGGUCUUGUACUUCAAACCAAAAACAAAAUACAAAAAUUUGUCAGCAAAAUAUGGGCACGUGCAGUCGGGUCAUAAUACCUUCAUACAGUCAACCAAGUAAUCAGACGUUACGCGUGAUGUUACUAAUACGGUCUGCAUUUGAUCCUCUACGAACAGCUACUACUAAACAAACAAUCGUUUUUUCCUCUUCUCGUCACUUAAUAAACGUAAAUAUUGCUUGCGUUAGUAAUUGCAAUGGGAACAAAUACAUCCCCAUCCACCUUAAAGGACAAUGCUUGCGAUGCCGUAUCAAAAAAAUUACGAAAUGGCAGUGGCGUGUGGAGUCAAUACCUGUGGAAGGAGCCUCCAAAAGACUUAUUUUUGAUGUGAAGGAAACUAAAAAGCGCUUGCUUGGUGUACACCUUGAUGUGGAGGCUGUAAAUCGUUAUAAACCAAAAUUUCUUUAUUACGGAACAUCUUGGGUGUUCUUGGAAAAAAAUAUGGGUCUUGCAGAUACUAUUUGCACAAUAAGCCCAAAAGUUGGUAAUGCACAUGAGACACAAUUUUUAUUACAUUGUAAUCAGAGCCAGAAGGAUAAAGAUAACGUCUAA